AUGCCUCCUGCUCGAAAGCGUCGCGCUCCAGCCAACGAGGAUCCAGACCACUCAGACUCAGACGCAGAAGUUAGACCACCACAACGACAUAGAGUGUCCGAUGCCGACGCAGACGACUAUGCUGGCGGCGAAGCAAGCAACGCUCAAGGCGAUGGCAAUUUCGAAGCAAUGGUGAAAAACAUGGUCCGCUUCGCUUUGGCAUGUGAAUACUCCCGAACGCCUAUCAGACGCGCCGAUAUCACUGCAAAAGUCCUUGGUACCAACGCUCGACAAUUCAAAGCAGUCUUCAAUGAAGCCCAAACCCAACUUCGAGGAACCUUUGGCAUGGAGAUGACCGAACUACCGCAAAAAGAGAAAGUCACCUUGGCCCAGCGCAGAGCGGCGCAGAAAUCGCAGAAUACACAAAAGAGCAGUAAUUCUUGGAUCUUGACAUCAGUACUGCCUGAGAGAUUCCGUCAACCUGAGAUUCUGCCUCCAUCACAAGCGCCGACGGCCGAACUCGAAGCUCAGUACACUGGACUAUACACAUUCGUCGUUUCGGUCAUCUUCUUAAAUGGAGGUAUGCUACCGGACGCCAAGCUAGAACGCUUCCUCAAAAGAGUGAACGUCGAGGAUGCAGCAGCGCAGAACAGUAUCAACAUCAUGGCUACUGGAGGGGACAAGACGGAAAAGCUGCUCAAGCGCAUGGAAAAAGACGGAUAUGUUAUCAAGAUUCGCGACAAUUCAAGUGGAGAGGAGACGGUCGAAUGGUAUGUUGGGCCUCGUGGUAGGACAGAAAUUGGCGAUGCUGGAGUCAGAGGAAUGGUGAAGCAGGUCUAUGGCGAAGUGGAAGAUGCAGCGGAACUUGAAAGAGCGCUGGAACGUAGUCUUGGUGCCAAUGAGGUGCCCAAGAGAAGGGAGGAGCAGGCGGCGCAGUCUCAGAAGAAGGGACGACGCCGCAGGACAGAAGCACGAGACGAAGGUGACAGCAGCGAUGGCGGCAGUGACUCGGAUUGA
This is a messenger RNA of Aureobasidium melanogenum CBS 110374, 996 nucleotides long. Its product is annotated as MAGE-domain-containing protein. Gene Ontology annotation, biological process: DNA repair. The transcript has 2 exons. Gene Ontology annotation, cellular component: nucleus. Lineage: Eukaryota; Fungi; Ascomycota; Dothideomycetes; Dothideales; Saccotheciaceae. The record is from RefSeq and is a predicted model, not a curated record. The coding region runs from base 1 to 996 and encodes 331 amino acids.